GAGCAGUAUAUAUUGUCAACUCUGGCUCUCGCCUCACACAGCCUUACUUGUCAGUUCGGCCGGCGUUGUGGGUUCGGUACACUCACAGAAGCCCUGUGGAUUAUUCAUGUUAUGUGAACAUACACCGUGUCAAUGACGAACCGCAACAUGGAGAAUGGUUGAAUUGCAACGGAUAUUAUUCCUGAAGUGUAUUAUUAUGGAUAGAUGAGGAAAUCCUACUGGUAACCCUUUUGGAAUAACCGAAUACGACGGUGCCAUCACAGACCAUUCUUAGAGAAAUCCAAGAAACAGGGGGUAUUGGCUACCUCGCGUGAGUUGGAAGGAGAGGUCAACACAAUGAAUGGAUACGGUCACAUUAUACGGGUGUCGCUUCUCGGGUUGAUCUUCCUGGAGGUGGCUUUUGGUCAACAUUACACUGAUAAGUGGGCUGUCCAUGUCUUGGGGGGAGAGCGGAAGGCCAAGUCUGUUGCUGAUAAAUAUGGAUUUAUCUACCGCGGUCAGAUUAUGCCAGAUUAUUACCAUUUUCAACAUAGAAAAGUAGCCAAAAGGUCCACAUAUCCAAGCUCAUAUUAUCACAGAAAUUUAGCAACAGAUCCAAACGUAAGAUGGAUUGAGCAGCAGAAGGCCAAGCUGCGUGUCAAGCGACAGUCAUUUAAUGAUCCAAAAUGGAGCAUCAUGUGGUAUCUGAACCGGGGCGCUGGCUUGGAUAUGAACGUCAGGCAAGCAUGGAACUUUGGGUACACAGGGAAAGGUGUAACUGUUACAAUAUUGGAUGAUGGAAUAGAAAAGGAUCACCCUGACCUGAAAGAUAAUUAUGAUGACCGAGCAAGUUAUGAUGUCAAUGGUCAUGACCCUGACCCCCAGCCUCGAUAUGACUACUCCAAUGAAAACAGACAUGGCACAAGAUGUGCUGGAGAGGUGGCAGCACAGGCCGACAACAAUGUGUGCAGCGUUGGAGUAGCAUUCGAAGCCAAUAUCGGAGGUGUCCGCAUGCUUGAUGGGGAUGUAACCGACUCUGUGGAAGCCCAAUCUCUCAGUCUAAACCCCCAGCAUAUACACAUCUACAGUGCCAGUUGGGGUCCAGAUGAUGAUGGCCGCACUGUGGAUGGUCCAGCAACACUGGCACGCAAAGCCUUCUACGAUGGCAUCACUAAAGGUCGAGGAGGUCUUGGUUCUAUCUUCGUCUGGGCAUCAGGUAAUGGUGGUCGUGAUGGCGACAACUGCAACUGUGAUGGCUACACCAACAGCAUCUACACCCUUUCCAUCAGCAGUGCAACAGAGAAUGGGAAGAUCCCUUGGUACUCCGAGGCCUGCUCAUCAACACUUGCAACCACAUACAGCAGUGGCUCUGGUGGAGAGAAACAAAUUGUAACCACAGAUUUACGUAAUGGCUGCACUGAGAACCACACAGGGACAUCAGCCAGUGCUCCCCUGGCUGCAGGAAUCAUUGCCCUGGCGCUACAGGCAAACCCUCAUUUAACAUGGCGGGACAUGCAGCACCUUGUAGUGGAGACAGCCAAGCCUGACCACCUCAUAUCUAAUGACUGGGUUGUAAAUGGUAUUGGUAAAAAAGUGAGCCAUUCUUUUGGAUUUGGACUGAUGGAUGCAGCCGCCAUGGUACUGCGUGCUCGCAACUGGACUACCGUCCCUGCUCAGCAGAUCUGCGAAAUCAGAUCAACAGUUACAAACAGACAAGUUCCAAUGAAUGGCAGAAUUAUGGUGCCAAUGGACACAGAUGGCUGCAUGGGCAAUGUUAACCAUGUGAAAUUCCUGGAGCAUGUGCAAGCUCGCAUCACCAUGUCAUCUAACCGACGAGGAGAGCUUCAGAUCUUCCUGACCUCCCCACAAGGGACAAGGUCUACCCUCCUUGCCAAGAGAACAAGGGACAGCUCUCGAGAAGGAUUCAAUAACUGGGCUUUUAUGACAACACACAACUGGGGCGAAUAUGCAAAUGGAACAUGGACUCUCGAAAUAGAAAAUGGUGCAAGUUCGUUUCGAGCUGUUAGAUUGAGGGACUGGGUACUAGUAUUAUACGGGACUGAUAGUCAUCCAUGGAAAAAGCAGCAUCCGCCUAAUCGUAAAGGCAAAGCCAUCACAUCCACUCAGGCGCCUGCCAUUAACCGCAAUACCCACAUGUGGUCAACCCAGUCUCCUUAUAGACAUAAAUACCAUCGACCCUCAACUUCAAAACCGAGAAUCACCACUACGCCGGAAUUAAAAGAAUGGACCAUGGUUGUCAUGGGAACAGGAGCUCAUCCUCUGAAGCAGAAUGUGACACCAUAUCCAAAAAACAAGCCACCUUUUACCUGUGCAGGAGUUACCUCCCAUGGCAUCUGUAUAGAAUGCAAGCCUGGCUACUUCAAGAUGUCUGACACCUGUGUAGCUCACUGCCCCCAGCAUUACUUCGGCAGUGUUGAGGCUGUGCACCUGGCCCCCAUACUGCCCAACUCCACCAAACCCUUACUGCGCACACAGGGGCUGUGCAAGCCCUGUCAUGAUUCGUGUCUCACCUGCAAGGGGGCACUCCCGGAUGACUGUUACCAGUGUAAUAAUGGUUUCGAGAGGAAAAAUGAUUUAUGUGAAAAGAAAAUGAUAUGGGACUUCUUGGACCCUGAUGUCAUGAAACAUUUAGCCUGGGCAAUAAUGCUAUGUAUAGGAGGUAUUUUAUUGUUUUCUGUCGUCUUUGGAAUCCUGCAGGCGCGUGACCAAAGCAAAUUGUGCUGGCGGGUAAAACGAUAUUACGUCCCUGACUUUUCCAAAGGGAGAUACAAUGGUGUGUCUUCGGACUUCACUGGCGAGGAUGCAGAGGCAGGGGCAUAUUAUUCUCGAACUGCUCGUGUUAUUCAGCUGCCAAAAGCUUGAUAAUGUUUGUAUAUCUAACUAAUAACCAAAAGUUUUGUGUGAAUGCCAGCAAUCAUAUUCAUAUUUGGAGAUACUUUUCAAGCUGCUCAGCCUCAACAUCUGUGCUGUGCCAUGUCUAUAUUGAUAUAUAUGGAUGGGAUGUGUUUUGGGACAUCCAUACUUAUGCAGUGAUCCCUCAUGUCUGUGUUUGAUUGCAUUACCAUUUAUGAUGAUAUAGUGUAGAGGGCAAUACUGGGGUGUGUGACUACUAUAGUGGAACCUCGUUAGUCCAGGAACAAGAAAUACUGGAUGAUUACCAAUCUUUUUCUUGUAUUCCAUUUUAAUGUUGGAAUCGAUGACAUCAUGUUGAUAGUGCUGGAAAUUGAAAUGUUGGAUUAACGAGGUCCUGUAGUAUGUGAACUAAGAUCAAAACUAUUUUUUCAUUUUCUUUCAUUCUUUAUGAGUAUUUAUUCAGGAAAUGGAAAUAUUAUCAUGAUUAUGCCCUUUUCUGUUACUCAAGAAUAUACAGAAUAUUAUUUCUCAUAUUUGUUAUCCUUAUUUUUUUCCAUACUGGAAUGUGAAAACUUGAUUUGUUUAUUAUAUAAACAGCUGUUUUAUACCAAACAUAACCAUUUUGUAUACAUACAUGCACACAUACAGCACACAUUUACUAUGUUUAUAUAUCAUUAAACACAGACAUGAUUGCAUCAGAACCACCUCACAAAUUCCAUGUCAAACAGAAAGAUCUUCAUGCAACUGUUAUUUCGUCAUGAAUUGAUUUGAAAUUUCUCAAGGGAGUGACAGCAUUGCAGGGAUCAGAACUGGACUAGAAAAUCCACCUUUGUGAUACUGAGGUUAUAGCACAGUCUCUGGUAUGCUAUAUUUAGAUCAGAUCACAAUGAUUAUUAAAUCACAGUGAUUAGAUGUAGCAAUCUAAGUGGAAUCGCCUUCAUAACCAGUUAAUGUGUUAGUUAAGAGAUCUGCUUUAACAUAUUAACCUAGACAAUCACCAGUUAUAGUCUAUGUCCCAGAGCACUGAGACGUGUGGCCUUUGUAUCACAAAGUUGCUUCCAUUAUGAAAUUGAAGAGGUAUUAUAGAACUAAGAAACCAUUUGGAAAGGAUUCUAAAUAUUGAACUAUGCAUGAAAUUAUGAAAUUUGAAGCUCUUCCAUAUUGGAUCAACAUUUCAUGUUUUAGCUUCAAGUUGUGACAUCAACUCUUCUUAUUCUUCCCAUUGUUUAUAGCUCAACCAGAUUUUCAUAAUCUUUAAUAAUUGUUCAAUGAAAUCAGUUUUGAUAAACUUCAAUUAAAUUGAUAUUAUCUUCUACUAAUAGUUUAAUUAAUAUUUAAUCUAUGAACCAUCUAGAAAAAGGAUUAUGACUGAUAUGAGAAUUGAGUUCAUAUUGUGUACAACUCCCUGCGUCUAUCCAGUAUUCACAAGCCAAAUAUUCCUUGGUCAGUCAAGAUGAGAACAGAUCUCUCUUUAUACAUUUUACAUGCAUUAUGCAUGAUUUUAGGACAGAAAUGUUUUCUUUAAUAUCCACUGUUAAUUAUUGAAAUAUGACCAGCCGACAAACUGGUUUUAUGAUGUAGUAAUUGUUUACCCUUUAAAUAUAGGAAUCUGUCUGAAAUGGUAUUAUGAGAUCAGUUUCCUAAACCAUUUUUAACACAAGGUUGUGUAGGAACCGAUAAGAAAUAUAUACAAUGUUAUACAACUUGUUAUUCAUGGAAAUAAUGGCAUGGAAAAUAACAGAAUCCCUCAACAUCUGCCAUAAAGAUUGUAUAUAAGAGUGAAGAUGCAAUUUCUUCCAUCUUAAGUGCCAAAUAUUAUCAAAAUCAUGUACAAUGUAUAUUUAGAAGAUCUUUGUUCUCGAACAGCAUACUGUCAUCGCCAUUCAGGUGUCGCCAAGAGGUGUCAAUACACUUGCAUUGAAUCUUCCCCUCAUGUGUGGACUUCAUUCAAUGGGCCUUACUUUGUAUAUCAUGUCAUUGUUUAUAUACCCAUCAUGUAUGUAGUGUGUUGCUGAUUGUAUCCUAGCCUGUAUUGUAAUGGAUCCAAUUCACCAUCUCUUUUCUACUUUUUUAGUUGAUGUUUAUUUUGAAACUUACAAAAGUGUUAGCUGUUAUGAUUUCCAUAUUGAUUGUAAUGUCUUGCCUCGUGUUAUUCACUGUUGUAGAUAACAUCUCAUAUGUAUUUUGUAGUUCUCCAUGUGCUCUGUUAAUGUCACAGUGUUAAUUUAUUAUGACUUGUGUUCUGGUUGGUUCUCAGUUUUUAGGUUUACAACUGUCACUUAAAUCUCAGAAAGCAUUUUCCUGUUUUUAGGGACAAUGUGAAGAAAGAGAAUAUUUCAGUAAUGAUAAAAGUUGUGACAGUUUGAUGAUGAUAUAGAAUAUAUACCUAUGGAUCUCUAGACACUUUAAUGUCUAUAUCAAGAAAGUCUGUUAAGCUACUGAAGAUAGGUGAUUUCAUAAGUGAUAGUAGCUUUUCACAUGGUUUCUUCUGUCAUGAUGUAUUCCAUGAAAACAAAAGUUUUAAAAAUGCUGUCUUGAAACUGAAAAUACCAACGUUUUGCCAUGACAGAAUAAAUAUUUUAUAUUGUAGUGAGAUCGAGAUGUAUAACAGACUCUUGCAAAAGCACAUAAGUUGAAUGUGUAAUUUCCCCCAACUUAUGUGCUCUCACAUUUUGUGAAAAGUUAGAAAACAUGAAACUAAAGAUAUAUACAAAGUAUAUAUCAUAACAUUAUUGUACCAUACGGGUACAUGUAGUAGGUAUUAUGUUUGACAUAAAUAAUACUCUAAGUUAGAAUAGAAAUAAUAGCCUCAUACCUCAGAAGAACUGCUGAUGUUGACUAGUCGGCCACAGCAACUUAGUUACAUGUAUGUGCAUACUACUUCUACUGACACAUUCUUACAUGCAGAGGAGGCUAGACACUUUUAAGUGCCCUUUAAAAACUAAUGGUCACUACAACAAAUCUUUAGAUAAAACUCAUUUCAUUUUGUAUUAUGAAAAAUUGAAUAAAAAAAAUGUUAAUUAAUUUGUUGUGGCCUAGAUUAGUUCAGUUUUGUGUUUUAUGUCAUCAGUAUUGUUGUUAUACUUCAUAGUCAUUUGUUAUACCUCAUAUUAUAAUCUGUUUGCUAGUAGUGGGAAUAAUAUAUCUUCAAACAUAAAUUUCAUUUAUCCUCUUUGUUACGAUUUUGUUUUCAGUUUUUAGAUACAUCUUUCAUGUAAGCGUAAUCAGUUUCAGAAAGCUGUAACAACUGGGCAUGUCACAUAAGGGAAUAUGUACACCAAACAUGCUUUGAUGUUGAUCCAAGUGAAAAUUACACAGCAUUCAAUGCAUUCAGUAAACUUAAUCUUUUAUUGACAUAAAAGAGGACUUUGGCUUCAAAUUCAUGUGCCUUUAGUAUCGGCUACCUACACUCAACCUGUCAGAAACUGUCACUGUAAUUUGACAUGUUUUACACAGACACAAAUUGCUUUAAGUAGUUAUUGUUAAACACAAUUAAGAUUAUGGUGGUUCUUACAAAAAUAGCUUUGUGUAUCUGUACUUUGUAUAAUGGCAAUAUUAAAAUGGAUAAAUACUUCUAGACAUUCAGUGAAUUUAAAUUAUAAUAAGAAGGUAUUACUGGUUUGUAGUAUUUGACAUAUUUUUAAUUAUUGGUUUCAAAUCACUUAUGAAAAGGAAGUAUCGUUUUUAUAUUGUGAUGGCAGCUACAAUUGUUUGCAACAAUAUAUCAGUCAUUUUUGCCGAUUUGGUUUAACUGAUCAAUUUAAUAACUCAAUAAUAUUUUAACUUUCCACUAAAAUCAAACGGAAAGAUCCUCCAGACAGACAUGGGAUAUCAUACUCUUUUUUUAAUUGGGUCAAUAUGUAUAAAAUUGAAAAGCAUUCUUGUUCUAAAAUGCAUGAUUGGAAACGUGUAAAACAAUCUCAUUUUCGAAAGAAUCUCUGAUUGAGCUGUACCAGAUCAGGGACAAAUUAUAAUGUCUCUUGAAGACAUUAUACAUGUUAUGUCAAUGAACAUUAUCUUAAUUAUUAUCAUAUAGUUAAUUGACAGUUGAUUUUAGAAUUCAAACAAAACUAAGAUUAAUCACUAAAAGGUCUUCACACAUAACAAUUCUAUGACAUAACAGUUUAUUAUCUGGUUCAUACUAAUAUAACCAUCAAUUAAGUGUAUACUCUGUACCUAGAUGUUGAUACCAUUUCAUAUUUGAUUUUCCCAAUAAUUUUCAUAUACACCCUGAAAACAAUUCUGUACCAGUCUGUUUGAUCUAAGGCAAGGAUUGAUUGAUCGUGGAAGUAAUAUACAAAUUAUUUUCUUCAGAAAAUGAAUACUUUAUAACUUUAUUUCUUGAACAGCUUGUUUUCAUGUGUAAGAAAACUUUCUGUUUUAUGCCAUGCCACUAAUUAUGUCAAAUUAACAUCCAAAAGGAAUAAAUCUCAAAUGACUAUUCUUCAAAUAGUCUGGACAAAAUAACAAGCAUCAGACUUAUCUGACCUGCAAUUAUGUGUAUCUAGCACUGUCAAACUUAUUUUAUUCCAAAAUUGCAACUGUAUUUUUAAGCUGUAUGUACUUUGCAACAUGUAAUCAUAUAGAAUGUUUUAUAUGUAUCAUUAGACAUUAUCAUUUCAUCAUGAGAGAAUGGUUUUGAUAUCUCAGGAACCCAGAAUAUAGUAUUCCUUUUAGUUCUUGCAUAUCUUCGAGUUGCACUUUGUUCACAACAGUAAUCUAUGAUUUAUAAAUGCACCAUGAAAUAUUGAACAUUCAGUAAUUUGGAAAUAUUUAAUUACUUUGGGUGGUUGACCCUAAUUGCAAGAUAAUUAGGCACAAUAGAGAUGUACAAUGUAUAUCCUAAUUUGAGAUACAUAAGAAUCUUUAACAUUACGUACCGCACCAGGGAAAUAUGAUGUGAGUUGAGUACAUAUCUCAGACUGAUUUCAUAACAUAUCAAGAAUGCAAUAAUCUUAGCUUACAGAUGUUAUUCUUGAACUCUAAGUACCACUAUCUAUAGAACGAGAAUAAUUGUUAUCCAAUAAUGGUUUAUACGAACUACUGGCAAAAGGGCAUGUUACAAAACUCAGGUACACGUUGAUAAUGCUAUGUGAACAGCCUCUGCAAGAAAAGAUAUCUUACUAAAUUUAUUUUUAAGGAGUGUGCAUCAUUUACCCCUAAAAUUGAUGUUGACAUUAUCAAUUGAUAUUUGUUUGCUUUUAAGUUAUAUUGUAAUAGUAACCAAAGAGACAUAAGUAUGGCCAAAGCUACAAAAUCCAUAACUGACAAGCUAUGUGGCAAUAAUUGAAACACUGUAAGGGUAACCUAGUAAGGUGUGAUUGCAGUAAUAUUUUAUUGAUAAUUUGAAACAUCAUUAUUUCUUACCUAUUUUAAAACUUUAUUAUAUUUUGUAUGAUUGAUGGUCUCUUCCAUCAUAAAUAUAUGGCUUAUAUCUAAAUAAUUCAAGUGUAUUUAAGUAAGUCUCCAAUGUCAUAUAUAUUUGCAGUUUGAAUCAUUAUGCUAGUAUUCAUAAAAUAUCAUAUUUAAAAUAUUUGGUGACUGAUGCUAUUAACAUUGCAAAAUAAUACACCUAUAACAGUGUUUUGUGUAAAUGUUGAGGUACCAAACAUUCUGUUGGAUCACUCCACACAUGCUAUAUAAGUAAACACAUGCCUUGCUUAUUAACAAAAUUACAUUAAAUUGUCAAUAAAUGAUAUCAGUAAUAUGAAGAAGUGAUGUUUUGUUAGCUAUUUAAACUUUAGAUAUUUGUAUUACAACCAAAAAGCUAAUACUCUUAAAGGCUUUUAACUUUUGAUUUAUUAGGAUGCAGUUACAUACAAUUAACUUGCCUUUGCAUGUGUUUGCAAUGAGUGCAACCAGUGAGGCAGGAUAAGUCCACCUAUUUGCAAACACCUGGUAUCAUUACUAUUUGAAAGUGAUUCAUAAACAAACACGUGAUAUAGUCUGAAUCAUACAAUGGACUUGGCAGAGAUUUCUUAUGAUUAUGGAAAGGGUUUUGUUUCUUUUAUUUACAUAAUGAUUUAAAAAUUACACUUAGUAUCAAAUUUAGAAACAACAGAAUCAUAAUGAUGUGAGAGUGUCCAGAAGUAUUCCAUAAAGGAAGAUACGUACCAAGCUGCAGAUAAAGCAAACAUUUUACAUAUUGGCACUGUAUGUUUAAAAUUAAUCACCAAUUACUGGAGUUCUAGUUAUUUUACAGCUAAUUACGGAUAAUGGUUUGAUAUUUUUCAUAGCUCAAUUAAACAUGAUAUGCACACACUAAAAUUGGCUGCACUUUAGAAAAUCAACUAAAUAAUUACUUAGCAGUUUUGUAUUAAGCAUACAUAGUUGUACUAAUUAAUACAUGUAUUUCAAAGUAUUAACUUUUGUUACAUGCUUGAUCAGUGAUAUUGUCACUGCUUUUCCCUGUAUUAUUCUGAACAUACAUUUUGUAAAUAAUAGUCAUUUAUUUCAUAUUCUCUAUUCAUCCAGGUUUGUUUUAAUUUAACAGAGUGAACUGACAUUUUGUAUCAGUGUAGACACUCAUUUUGCUAUCAUAGAAUGUUUUUAUGUCUCUUUUCCUAUUGAAAGAUACCAGAAGGUGAAGGUAUUUUCUUUUAGUUAAAUAGAUAUUAAAAGUUGUUACAUACUAACGUCAUUUAAACAUGUUCCUUGUUUUAUGUCACAAACCAUGUAAAGCCAUUUGCAACAGUUAUGUUAUACUGACAAUAGGUAUUUCAAGGCUGAAGCAUAAACCGGUUCAAAACAAGUAAUAACUGUAGACUUUAUUGAUUGCAAAUGUGUCAAGGACAACUUCAGCAACAUUCUGGCUCAGUUGAUAGAACAUUUACCAUGCAUGUGUCUAGGAUAUGCUAUUAAGUAAUGUUAAUAGUUGUCAUCACCUUUACCCAUUUCUAGAAUUGCAAUCAAAUAAAUUGUUAACUGUUUGGUAAAUAAAUCCACAGGACUCAUGAAAUCAUUAUGAUAAAUAAAUUGUUAUCAUUAGAAUUAUAUUUAGGAAUUGAUGUUUAUUUUAAUUAUUAUUUAUGUCUUCACAUUUAAUUCCCCUACAUUGUUUCUUGAGAGAGAUUACAAUUUGUAUGUAUCAUCAGAUGGCUGUUGAUUACAUUUCUACUUAAUUUCAACAUGGAUGCUUGAACAGAACAAAGAAGGCUUCACCAUCAAAUUGCCCAUACAGUUGUCUUAUGUCAAAGUGCUAACUUAAUUCAAUUGUUCAUACUCAUGCCAUGUUUAUAUAUUUAGUUUAUAUGUAAAUGAUAAUAUUUCAUUUUUGGAAAAGGGAGAAUUGUAAAUAAUUCAACAAGAAGUUCUGUACAGUUAACUCAUGCGAUUUGUAAUCGUGAAUGAUUUGAUUGCCUUCAGCUUUGACACUAGUUUUGCUGCUUGUAUGGACCUGAUGCAAGUGUAGUGUACAUCUGUUUGUCAGUCUGUCAGUCUGUCUGUCUGUCUGUGUGUUUUGAAAGGGCUGGAUGUGAUGUAUACCUGUCUUGUAUUUCAUCAUCCAAUCAUAUGAGGCUAAGUAUAGAUAUUGGUUUCAUUAUUGUACCACAUGAACUGUAUGGGAAUAAACUAAAUCAUUGUGACAA
Messenger RNA from Haliotis rufescens (red abalone), 10442 nucleotides. RefSeq names its product furin-1-like. NCBI's taxonomy places the organism in Eukaryota, Metazoa, Mollusca, Gastropoda, Lepetellida, Haliotidae. The coding region runs from base 337 to 2862 and encodes 841 amino acids. Gene Ontology annotation, molecular function: serine-type endopeptidase activity. The record is from RefSeq and is a predicted model, not a curated record. Gene Ontology annotation, cellular component: trans-Golgi network; Golgi membrane. The transcript is spliced from 15 exons. Gene Ontology annotation, biological process: peptide hormone processing.